This is a messenger RNA of Eucalyptus grandis, 1604 nucleotides long. RefSeq lists its product as uncharacterized. The transcript is spliced from 3 exons. Bases 358 to 1353 code for a protein of 331 amino acids. The record is from RefSeq and is a predicted model, not a curated record. NCBI's taxonomy places the organism in Eukaryota, Viridiplantae, Streptophyta, Magnoliopsida, Myrtales, Myrtaceae.
ACAGCAAGUAUAUUGACUCUUCGCAGGCUUUCUCCAAUGUAAUCGCUACGACUUAGAUGCAAGAUUGAUACCAACUUUUCAACCUGGCUCUCUGAGAGUUUUUGGCAUCUAGCGAUUCAUAAAUUAAGUGAAUGAGCGCUAUUCUAAUCACCUUUGGAGCAGGUAUCUUGUAUAUGGGAUAUCGGGAUUGUUUCAAGCAUUGUUUGAGUUCUUUCAACUCCACAGCAUUCGAUGACUAGAGCUUUCUAGAUGGAUAGUUCGAGGCUCAGAGAGAUUUUAGUUUAUUCAGAUCAAAUAUUGAUUCUGAACAGAGAGCAGCCGACCAAGAAGUCGAUUGACUUCGUGUGAUCUUUGGAGAUGUUAGAAGGAAGCUUGGGAAUGUCCUUCCACAGCAUAAAUAGUUGGCCAAUCUGUACAGAAAAUCUGGAAAAGAUUAGGACUCGGUGCAGAACGAGGCGUAAGCAGUAUGAAGGUCAACUUUCGUUGUCACCAACAGACGCCAGAGGAAAUCCACCGGAAGCCAGAGAUGAUUCAGGGUCUAGUUCAGCUCCACAAAGACACACUCUCCCAAAUGCUCUGCUUGGCCGUGGAAAUACUGUGGGCAUAAUUGGAGGACCAUCUGUGCAUUCUACGCUAGUCUUCUUGGAGAAGCUUGUCUUGUGGAGCUCCAAGGGCGGGGAAGAAGGCGUCCCUUUUGUGGUCUGCAGUGACCCAGCAUUAAAGAAAGACCUUUCCCUUUCUAGUCCACUCCACUCGUCGCGCGGAAGAAAAGUCUGCUCAGAGUUAAAUAAAGACGCAGUCAUUGAAAACUUGCGGAGAAAGAGAGCAAUUCUUGAGGACGCAGGAGCGGGGUGUAUGGUUAUGCCAUGUCACUUGUGUCAUGUGUGGUAUGAGGAGGUAUCUGGAGGGUGUGCCUUGCCAUUCCCUCAUGUGGGCGAAUGCGUAGCAAGGGAGCUCAAGAGGGCCAAGUUGAAGCCGCUUGAAGCUGGAAGUGAUGUACGAAUUGGGCUGCUAGCGACCGAGGCUGUUUUGAUGAGUGGCUUUUAUCAAGAGCAGCUUCAGAGGCAGGGAUUCGAAGUCGUGCUGCCUGACAAAGCAACAAUGGACAACAUUUACAUUCCCGCAGUUGAAGCAUUUCGCAGGAAGGACAUCGAAGGGGCGCAAAACCUCUUAAGAAUAGCCAUCCAAAUCCUCCUAAUCAGGGCUGCAAACACCGUAGUCCUCGCUUCUGACGAAAUGCAGGGUCUUCUGCCUCGUGACGAUCCUCUUCUGAAGAAGUUCAUCGACCCCAUGGAUGCAUUGGCGAGGUCGGCAAUAGCAUGGGCCAAAUCUAAACGGAAGAAACCUACAUAAGCAAGAACUCUUAGAGCGAAACAGGGCCAAAAAUGACUGCCACAAGAAAAGAUCAGGAUGACAUGCAAUCAAAUGCUUGAAAAGCUUGAGAUGAUGUGAAGAGCAGCAGGCUGCAUAUCGUGUCCUCUUAGGAACCUCCUCUUCAUAAGUAAGUCGCUGAUUUUUUCUGGGCUUCCACGUCUAAUAUUAUCUGUAACUCUGUAACUGGAGAUGGAUGCAGAGGGAAUACUUUGGUAAGGGACAGCCCCCAA